Messenger RNA from Glycine soja, 1833 nucleotides. Its product is annotated as metalloendoproteinase 1-like. Gene Ontology annotation, molecular function: metalloendopeptidase activity; zinc ion binding. Bases 63 to 1115 code for a protein of 350 amino acids. Gene Ontology annotation, biological process: extracellular matrix organization; collagen catabolic process; proteolysis. Gene Ontology annotation, cellular component: extracellular matrix. The record is from RefSeq and is a predicted model, not a curated record. The transcript has a single exon. Lineage: Eukaryota; Viridiplantae; Streptophyta; Magnoliopsida; Fabales; Fabaceae.
CUCAACUCUUCUACUCAAAUUCAAUUUCUCUGACACAGAGAAAAUAUCCCCGUUAAGAUAAGAUGAUGAUGAAAUCAUCAUAUUCUUCAUACCUUUCUAUAUUAUUCCUAUUUUUCCUUCUCCUUGUGGAUAAAUCCCUCUCCAAAUCCGGUGCACGUUUUUCUCUAACCAGAGCAGUGUUCAUGCCGCACCACCCAGUGAUUGGUGGUUCCCAAUGGGAUCAAACCGUCGAGACCGUGGAACAGCAAGAGUCUGCUCCACAACCAACGAAGCAAAUCAAAGGCCUCUCCAAAAUCAAAGACUACUUCUCCAACUUCGGCUACCUCCUCUCCUCCGGUGGCACAUUCAACGAUGAUUUGGACCAGGCAACGGUUUCAGCCAUCACCACCUACCAACGAUUCUUCAAUCUCAAGAUCACCGGCGACUUAACCAACGAGACUUUACAGCAAAUCUCGCUGCCGCGGUGCGGCGUCCCCGACAUGAACUUUGACUACGAUGUCUCCAAAGACAACGUGUCGUGGCCUAUGUCCAGAUACCAUCGGAGAUGGUUUCCGGACAGAAACCUCACGUACGGGUUUUCUCCCGCGAGCAAGAUCCCGUCCAACGCGACGAAGGCGUUCAGGGACGCCUUCGCACGAUGGGCGGGAUCUGUGCCUGGUUUAAACUUGACAGAGACGAAUUACAACAGCGCCGACUUAAAGGUAGGGUUCUAUAACUUGGAUGAAGGUGUGGAGGAUGUAGUGUGGGGUGAGAGCAUUAUAAGAUUGAAUGCUUCAAAUGUGGUUUCUGGAGAGAUACGUUUGGAUGCGACUAAAGACUGGAAGCUGCCCGGUGAAAAGGGUGAAAACGGCACCGCAUUGGACUUGGAGAGUGCAGCGAUGCAUCACAUAGGGCAUUUGCUAGGACUUGAUCAUUCCAACGAUGAAGAGUCUGUUAUGUACCCUUAUGUGUUGCCGUCGCGGCGGCAGAAGGUGAAGCUUUCGAGUUCUGAUAAGGAGAAUAUUCGGCUUGUGUAUAGCAAAGGUCACUCUGGCAAUGGUGGAAGUUGGGGAGUGGUUCGAAUUGUAACCACCUUGGCUCUUGGCUUUGCUUAUUAUGCGGUGGUGCUAGCUUGAUUGAUGUUGAAAAAGGUACCUACUCAAUAGUGUUCACUCCUAGAUCAAAUCUCACAUGAUAAGUAAUGGUGGACAAAAUGGGAUACAUUGAAAUUCUGCAUCAAUUAAGAAUAAGAUGAGUUAAACUAUAUAGAUAAGAAAAAAAAUUAUUUUAAAAAUUGAUUAUGUAAUGUUGAGUUAGACUCAUAAUUCAUUUUCUGAUGGAGCUUGUUAGAAAUAACUUUAUUUGGACCUCGAUUAAUGGUGUGAGUCAUGAGAAAAUUAGAAAAAGAAUGUUGAAUGUUGAGGUGUUAUAAUUCUCUGUUAUAGUAAUUGAUUAUUAAUCUGUUUGCAAAAACGUAGGCGUUUUAAGAUUCGAUUAUGAUGAGUUUAAAUUGAGUGGUUUUGAAAGAUGGCGAGGAAGACUACGUUUUCGUUCAAAUGCAACAUAACAAAGUCAUGGAAAUGACAAAAUUUAACUCGAGCUUUCGGAUAAGGUUUUGGGUUCUGACUUAUGUUUCUUGGAAUUUGAUUAUUGUUGAAUUGAAUGUAGAGGUUCGUUAUGAUCGGUCCCGAAAGGUUUAUGAGGAUUGGAUGAUUUUUUGAGCUUUUUUGUUGUUGGAUGUCAAUUAGGCUUUGUUUGGUGUUUUUUGCUUUUAUGAAUCUGUAGCUAUUUUCUUUUGUUUCAAUAGUCAGCAUGAUAAGUCGGUAAUAAAAAAAAGUGAUUGAAUUUGUUUAA